AUGCAGAGAAUGAAAACAGAUACAGUUGUGGUUAAGGAACUAACAUUAUUACUUUUCUCUGUCAGAUGUGUUGUAGAAGACAAGAACUCCAAGGUGGCCUGGUUGAACCGUUCUGGCAUCAUUUUCGCUGGACAUGACAAGUGGUCUCUGGACCCCCGGGUUGAGCUGGAGAAACGCCAUUCUCUGGAGUACAGCCUCCGAAUCCAGAAGGUGGAUGUCUAUGAUGAGGGUUCCUAUACGUGCUCGGUUCAGACGCAGCAUGAGCCCAAGACCUCCCAAGUUUACUUGAUUGUGCAAGUUCCACCAAAGAUCUCUAACAUCUCCUCUGAUGUCACUGUGAAUGAGGGCAGCAAUGUGACCCUGGUCUGCAUGGCCAAUGGCCGCCCUGAACCUGUUAUCACCUGGAGGCACCUUACACCAACUGGUAGAGAAUUUGAAGGAGAAGAAGAAUAUCUGGAGAUUCUUGGCAUCACCAGGGAGCAGUCAGGCAAAUAUGAGUGCAAAGCUGCCAACGAGGUCUCCUCAGCCGAUGUCAAACAAGUCAAGGUCACUGUGAACUAUCCUCCCACCAUCACAGAGUCCAAGAGCAAUGAAGCCACCACAGGACGACAAGCUUCACUCAAAUGCGAGGCAUCGGCAGUGCCUGCCCCUGACUUUGAGUGGUACCGGGAUGACACCAGGAUAAACAGUGCUAACGGCCUUGAGAUUAAGAGCACGGAGGGCCAGUCCUCCCUGACGGUGACCAACGUCACUGAGGAGCAUUAUGGAAACUAUACCUGCGUGGCCGCUAACAAGCUGGGGGUCACCAACGCCAGCCUAGUCCUUUUCAAGCGUGUUUUACCCACAAUCCCCCACCCCAUUCAAGAAAUUGGCACCACCGUGCACUUCAAGCAAAAAGGACCUGGUUCGGUGAGAGGAAUAAAUGGAUCCAUCAGUCUGGCCGUACCACUGUGGCUGCUGGCAGCAUCUCUGCUCUGCCUUCUCAGCAAAUGUUAAUAGAAUAAAAAUUUUAAAAUAAUUAAAAAAACACACAAAAAUGCAUCACACAGGAUACAGAAAGAGAGAGAGCGUGCAAGAUGGGGGAGACCAUUUAUUUCACAAUUUUGUGUGUUUAUAAAUGAGGGGGAAAUACAAAAAUGAAGGAUAUACAACACUUAAAAAAAAUUCGAAGUCCAUCAAUUAAAAAAAAAGAGUAUAAUUCAGAGUGGGAAAAAUUCUCCCAGGAUGUGUGUGUAUCUACCAAGCAAAUGAAUGCUGUGUAAAGACUACCAUGUUAAGAACAUCUGAUGUUGUAAAAAAUAAGACAAGUACCAGAUGGAUAUUAACACCCCCCACACACUUUACCCUUCCUUCCUUCAUCCUUUUUCAUCUGUGGGGAAAAAAACAAGGUCUUUCCUUUGGUGUUUAUAUUUCCAUAAUCUUUUUAUUAUUCUGUUUUUCAUUUGAGCUGACUUAUAGUCAUUUUGGACUAUUAAUGGAAUCCUGUGUUGAGCCUUUAUC
Molecule: messenger RNA, 1500 nt
Organism: Castor canadensis (American beaver)
Lineage: Eukaryota; Metazoa; Chordata; Mammalia; Rodentia; Castoridae
Source: RefSeq, a predicted model, not a curated record